AAAAAACUAUUUACAGAAUUUCGUAGUAGCGGGCUUUAAAUAUCACAUGACUGACUACAAGAUGGCGUAACUACAUAUUUGUAAACAAAUAAGAAUAUUGUUAUUCUUUUGUAAAUUUAUUUUAACUUCCUAAGUCAACCAUGGACUGUGCUUCAUUUAUUAGCAGAUGGAAGAAAUGGAUACGUUUUGCUGUUAUAAUAAUUUACAUUAUACUUCUUGUAAUAGCUGUUCCAUUGUGCAUCUGGGAAUUAGAACAGAACAAAGCACCAGAUCACGUUCAAGCUUGGUUUAUUGGAGGGAUGUUUGUUUUGAUGGCACUACCGAUAUCAUUUUGGGGAAUAUUGCAGCAUGUCAUAAAUUACACUACUCCGUAUCUCCAGCGACACAUAAUUAGAAUCUUGUGGAUGGUUCCUGUAUAUGCCUUAAAUGCGUGGUUUGCUCUCAGAUUUCCAAAAGCUGCUAUUUAUUUGGACACUUUAAGAGAAUGCUAUGAAGCUUAUGUGAUUUAUAAUUUCAUGGCUUAUUUGUUAUCCUUUCUGCAUCACGAUCAUCCUGACUUAAGCUCUGAGGUAGAGGACAAUUCUAUUACGUUUGUGUUUCCACUUUGUUUUCUGCCACCUUGCAAAAAUGGAAGUAAAUUUAUGCAGCAUUGCAAGCAUGGGGUCCUACAGUACACUCUGGUCAGACCAAUCAUGGCAGCCAUAGCUUUUAUCUGUGAGAUGUAUGGGAAGUAUGAGGAGGGAGACUUCAACUUCAAGUCUGCCUGGUCCUACAUCGUUGUCAUUAGCAACUUAUCUCAAAUAUUUGCCAUGUACUGCCUUGUCAUGUUCUACAGAGCAUUCAGACAAGAGCUGAAACCUUUGAAACCGGUGCCUAAAUUCCUUUGUGUGAAAGCUGUAGUGUUUUUGUCCUUUUGGCAAGGCUUACUUAUAGCAGCUCUAGCCAAAUUGAAUGUGAUACCUUCUAAUGGAACAUGGGUGUUUUAUGACAACAUUAAAGAAGUGUCCACUGGAAUUCAGGAUUUUCUCAUUUGUAUUGAAAUGUUUCUGGCAGCAGUGGCUCAUUACUUCUCUUUCUCCCAUAAACCCUUUGUGAACCCUGCAGCAGAACAGCAGAACUGUUGUGACUCUUUUCUCUCAAUGUGGGACGUCAGGGAUGUGACUGGAGAUGUUGCAGAGCAUGCUAGAUUUUUAGGGCGAGGAAUGCAAAAAACUUUAAACUUGGGCAAACGACUGGUAGCAAGAAACGAUGAACGAACACCUUUACUUUCUGGGCCCAGCUCAGACCUGACUAGCCAACAGACAACAGCCGCUGCCUCUUCAGAUGGAAACAUUGACUCGUACACUGAAAGCUUUAGCUCGACUGUCAAAGCUAAUGCAAGUAUGAACAACUAUGCCAUAUUUGAAAACAGCACAGAGAAUCAACUUAAAGGUCUGUCCAGGUCUGUUAGUCUUCAAGGCUAUGGCAGUGGGGAAGAUGAGAAUUUCGAGGUGUUACGAACUGAGGAAACAGAAGCACAGCCAACACAUAGCAGAAUGUCUGCUGGAGUUUUGGAAUAUCAGCAGAGUUCAUAUAGCGCAGAUCAAAAUGUAAGCAGUGAUAAUAACACAAACACUAAUCAGCUUAAUGACAAUGCACAUCAUGUAAACCAGUUUACUAACAAAGAACAGGAUCUUUUAGAUUUAGAUAAGGCUCAGCAUUCCAAGGCAGAGGAUGUGGCUCCACAUUUGUCGAGUUCAUUAGAUACUACAGAAAAUCAACCUAUAAUGUCAACUGGUGAUUCUCCUGUUGUAGAAGUGAACGAAAGAGAUAACCCUGUUGUAUAAUUUAUAGUACGUAGAUGAUACCUCAAUAAAAGUUGUGUGUUUCAUAUAUUGUAGAUCAAUCAUUUGUAUUUAAUCCAACACAUAGGCCCUCUCCAUACAGUCUGGAUAUUGUAUCUCGAGUAUCACCUAUAAGAAAAGCUUGUCAAUAAGAAAAGUCAAUUACACUUGUGUAUCAAUUAAUUUUCUCAUUUUGUGCUUUUUUGAUUGAAAUAUAAACAUUGUAAUUGCUAUUGGUAUCCGUUGUUUUUUCACCUAACUAGAAAGGAACAACAUAACUAGUAAAAGUAUUUUCCACUUUUACUUUACCAGGAGAGAGGAGUGUCUAUUGUGACCAUUUCACUAGUCUAUUUUACAAUGUAUUGCAACUAUGAUAUUUCACAAUAAAACAUUCUCUUUUAAGUAUAUAUUUUAUCUCAGUGUUACUAAAUAUUUUAUUGGAUAAUUUGAGCAAUGCCUCAUAUUUUUUGUACUUUGUCUUUCAUCAUUUUUUUUAGUCAUUUUCAUAGCCUAGUAUUUAUCACAAUACUAAGGUGCUCAUUUCCUAAAGGGGGAAUGCAUUUUGAGGAUACUGAUGGUGUUUAAUGCCCAAUUUUUCAUUUAUGCAAUCGGGAUGGAGUUUUUAGAUUUUUUUAAUAUCAAGAAAAGUUGUGUUUUUUAAAAUCUGUUCAUUGUGAUUUUGCAUUGACUAUUUCUUUUACUAAUACCAUAUAUAUAGAUCUAAAAUUUUGAAUUUUUAUCAAGAAAAUGUGUAUAUUUUUAAAAAUGCAUAUGUAUUAGUCAGUUCUAAGUAGCUGCCUUGCAGGAUAUUAAAAUAUCUUAAUAGCAUGUACCAAACUGCUAUUAUUUUAAUCCUUUUUACUGUAAAGAAAAAUUUCCAGACAUCUCUAUAUUAUUAUUUACAGUUUUUUAUUUCAUAACUCAAAUCUGAAGUGUAUGAGAAAAUAUUUAUUCAUCUAAAGCUUAACUCUAACUCUGUCUGUAUGGUAAAAAGAUUAUGCAUGUUACUUCUCCCACACCCAGUCUCGGAUUAGGCUGAAAUAUUGCAUAAUUAUUUCUUUUACAAAUUGCCGAUUAGUUUAUUAACUAUUGGUAAUUUAUUAUUUUGUUUGGUAUCUUGAACAAGGGAAAGAAAUACUUGACAUAUAUGGUUGUAUAAGUUGAAUUAGUCCCCUUGAGGACUCAAGCCAUGAAUGAAAAUUUUUUUUUUUGCAUUUAAACAUUUACCAAGAUGCCCCCUUCUUUCCUCCCCCUUUCACAACUGGUUCAGACAAGUGAUAGGAUCCUAGUGCAUAGAGAAAGCUAAACAGAAACAAUAGGUAAAAAUAUUUCUAAUUGCACAGAUUUAUUAUGUCUAGGUCAAUAUUACUGAUAAAUCAUAAUUACAAGACUGAUCCAAACUAAUUGAUACAAUAUAACUUAAUAUAAGCUUUGUUUUUUAAAAAAAGGUAAUUUUGAUGUUUUUCUUAUUAGGACAAAUGUUUUUCAAAUAGUAAAAGCACAGGACUAUUUUUUACUGAGCUGAUAUCAACUCAUUCCAUUUGUCUGUCCACACAUUAUUUCUUCCACUUCCCAUCCUCAUAUGAAGCUGAAACUUUGCACAAAUCAUUCAUUGUUGACAACACAUGAAUCAGUGGAAAAAUGAUCCAAUAAGUUAAGUAAUUAAUUGUAGUUAAUUAAUUUUGUUUACAAGACUGAAAUACUGCUUCAAAUGGAAAUCAUUCUCUCAACAAUAAAUAUAGCCAUUGCCCCUUUGGCUAUAUUAAGUACAGUGCUGCCAGUUUCAAAAACACUUUUAUUCUCUAAAGACGAUAAUAACUGAAAUGUUUUUCUAGUUGCCUUGAUCUCUUUUCACUCAAUAGAAACAAGGUUUUUAAAAAGUAUUUUUUUUUUACUUAUAACUUGUUUAAAUGGUGAAAAUGGAAAGGCAAACUUUUAAGAUUUACAUAUUGGUUCAAAGUUAUCUUAUUCAGCAGUGUUGUGAAAAAAAGAAUUAAAAUUGCCAAUAGAAAACCCCAAAUGUUUUUCAUGUACUAUCAAAAUGUUUGUGUACUAUAGUUCAAUCAUUUUAAUAUGUUGAUGGAGACUGAAUUCAUGAUUGAAAUUGUAAACAUUUAUGUUGAUGUGUAGUUUAGUUAUGUACAAAGAAAUUAUUCAUUUUUUUAGAAUCAUAUUUAGUUGCUUGUUAUUUUGAUGAUCAGCUUAAUUUAGAAUUCAAAUUCAUGUUAGCUUCAUUCAUGACCAUAAACAAGAAAAAAAUUACACAAUGCAUCUCUGAAAAACUUGUUUUGUUCAAAUUAGCUUUGAUCAUUUAAAAUGAAGAAAAACAUUCUACAAAUGAAGGUAUUUCUAUAUAAUUAGAUAGAUCUAAAUAAAUAAUAAAGUACAUGUCUACUAAUUAGGAUUGGAGAAGUUCUGUCUUCAGUGACAAACAUUAACACAAAUAAAAUGACAGAUUCAAAGCA
Messenger RNA from Biomphalaria glabrata, 4288 nucleotides. Its product is annotated as transmembrane protein 184C-like. Bases 141 to 1826 code for a protein of 561 amino acids. Lineage: Eukaryota; Metazoa; Mollusca; Gastropoda; Planorbidae. Gene Ontology annotation, molecular function: transporter activity. The record is from RefSeq and is a predicted model, not a curated record. Gene Ontology annotation, biological process: transport. The transcript is spliced from 10 exons.